AUGCCAUUUCCCCAAUCCUUAGCACAAUUUGCUAUUAAUCGUCGACAUUCUCAACCAAAUAAUGGGGGUGGUUGUCCAACAAAAUCUUCACUUUCUUCAAAGCUUUCAAAAAAUUCUAAUAAAAAGCCUUCCUCCCCUAUACCCCCACCACUAUUACCUCCUCCAACUUCCCCUCCCCCUUCUCCUCUUCAAUCAGAGCUUCCUCAACAAAAUAAUAAUAUAAAUCCUAAUAGCCAUGUUCGCCUUCUUCGUGGUCGUCGUGUUUUUCGUGUUGUUCGUCGGUUAGCAAUAAUGUUGAUUUUCUUGGGAGAGAAAUAA
Molecule: messenger RNA, 318 nt
Organism: Meloidogyne enterolobii
Lineage: Eukaryota; Metazoa; Nematoda; Chromadorea; Rhabditida; Meloidogynidae
Source: the annotation of a GenBank genome assembly